Drosophila obscura is the source of this 3056-nucleotide messenger RNA. RefSeq names its product conserved oligomeric Golgi complex subunit 1 (gene Cog1). The record is from RefSeq and is a predicted model, not a curated record. Gene Ontology annotation, cellular component: COG complex; Golgi apparatus. Lineage: Eukaryota; Metazoa; Arthropoda; Insecta; Diptera; Drosophilidae. The transcript has 5 exons. Bases 91 to 2778 code for a protein of 895 amino acids. Gene Ontology annotation, biological process: intra-Golgi vesicle-mediated transport.
AGGUCAAAAGAACUAUUCAGCUGAACAGUUAGUUCGCUCCAAUGAACUACAGUUAGUUCUUGUUUAUUAUUAUUUUGAAUUUUGGCAUAAAUGACGGCAAAUCUACUGAAUUUAAAUGUGGAUACGCUGUUUGAGCAGCACAGCGUAUCCGAGAUCGACGUGGUGCACAAAAAGAUACAGACUGUGGUGGAGAACAAGCGCGAGGAGCUCCGGACUCAUGUCGGAGAGCGGUACAGGGAUCUGCUUAAAGCAGCCGACACCAUUGCGGCCAUGCAAACGUCGGCGGGAACACUCAUCGAGCAGGUGCACUGCGUCCAGGCCAAUUGUCGGAGUCUCAACGAGCAGCAGCUCCUGGGCUUCAAUACCACAACUGCGCCCGCAACGGGGGCGGCUCUGCAGCAGAAAAACGCCAACAAGAAGCUGCAGAGCUACUAUGGCACCAUGGUGCAAAUCAAGUUGCUGACAUCGCUGCCCGAGCUCAUUUGGACGCACAUUGACAACGAACAGUUUUUCGCAGCCACGGAGCUGUUCAUCUUCAGUCGCCACAUCAGCACAGGCCUGCAGCUGGACGGCAAGAGUGCGCUAAUGCAAAAGCUGCCCGUGGCCCGCAAGCAAUGGGAGAUCCUGCGGCCCUUCCACCUUACCAUCAAGCAGGCAGUGCUGGCCGUGUUGGAGCGCGAGGAACUACGCCCAGAGAUCGCUGUAGACUGUAUGCAGAGCCUGCUACUGCUGGAUAAGUGCGAUCUCGGCGCUGUCCUACAAACGUUUCUCAAUCUGCGAGCCUCUGCCUUCCUAAAUUGCCUCCAGAGCCGUCUCACGGAGCCGCGUCGCGUCAAGGAGCGCAUCCUGGCCAGUCUGGGCAUUCUAAACAGCACUAUAGAGCUGCUGGACAAGUGUCUUCUGGAGAACGGCCUCCUGUUCACACGCCUGGCGGAAUGUUCAGCAUCCACCUGUCCGCCCAGCAUCAGUCGGAUGGAGAGCAGCGAGAGGCAGCUGGCCCAUCUGUUGCCCGAUAUCAUAGCUGGCUUUAAGCCGCAAUUUGAUGUCAUAAAAUUGUCGUCCGAGCAAUUGGGCAAGUCCCUCAAACAGUGGCUGGACAAGAUGAAUGCUUUGGCCGCCGCCCAGCUGCAGCAGAUAUUCGCCUUGGUCAGCAACAUGCAAACUAUUCAAGAUAUCAAAUCGUCGGCCAGGUCCACAGGCAGGCCAACCUUUGUCCAUUUGGAGCAGCAGCUCAAUUUGGAGCAUUCCCAGCUUGACUUCUAUGCCACAAAGUAUGUGCCCCUGAUCAAUGCCCGUGUGAGGGAGAUCAUACGCAGCAGUUGGGCUCAGGCCAUGACCCAGACCUACGAAAAGGUGCUCUCUUUGAUUGAGGCUGGGAUCUCGACGCCACCGCUUCAGAUCUGGAAAGAGCAAAACGACGACUUACCCCUGAGCCUGGCUGCGGCGCUCAGCGAUCAGCCCAAGCGUCUGGCCAACCGCACCAAAGGCUACGAUUCCUCAACCAUCGCCCUGUGCAAAACGUUUGACUCUCAGCUGGCCGACAUCGUCCAGGAGCUGAAUGUCCUGCUUCAAGAGCAGACAACGCGAAUGGAGGACAAGAUGUCAUUGAUCAAAUUCCUAAGGGAAACGGCCGAAGAACAGGUCACAGAGUAUCUGUCCAAGCUGAAGUCGCUGCAAUUGCGUGAGCGUCCUGCCCUGCUCCAGGCUCUGCGUAAUAGUUUGGCAUUGGUGGAGCUGUGCCCCAAUCUGAAGCUGUGCUUCUGUCAGCCACCCAGCUGGCGUCAAUGGAGUGGCAAUCAGUCGGGUGUGGGCAUUGAGCAUUGGCAACGUAUUUGUGGUCUGAUCGAGGAGGAGAUGCUGAGUCUCUGGCUGCUGAUUGUGGAGGAUGUUCUGACGGCUCACAGCUGCGAGGAGAAGCUCACAAAGAUCAUCAGUCAUGAAGCGGUUUUGAGGGAUUUUGCGCUCUGGCAAACGCUUACGCUGGAGCAGCGAGAUGAGGAGCAGGAACAGAGCGUUCAGUCCACCAUACGCAUUCCCAGCCAACCGCGUCUCUCACUGCAGACGUAUCUCCAUCAGUUAAUUCAUGCCCUAAACCUGGCUGUUCCUCAGACCCUGCCAUCCAAAGUGCUGCAAGCCUUCAACCAGAGACUUCUUGGACAGCUGCUUGGACACUACGAGGGACUGGCGGCUGCGGAAUGCACCAAGACCAGCCAGAACAUUGCCCUGCAGCUUUACUUUGACUUGAAGUUCUUGGAGCGCGUGUUUGCCGUCUCUCGGGAGGAGCGUUCCCUCUAUGAUCGAAUCCACUCUCAGCAGAACGCUCUGCGCGACUGCAUCGAUCCCUUCGACUUUGAACUGUUCGCUGAGCACAUCAGCACUCAUGUCGGCCGCUCCACAUCGCGUCUCCAAGGCGAAUUGGGAGUACUGACACCCUCUACGCCAGGUCCUGCUCAAAGCACAACUGCAUCGAGUGCCUUGGCACACGAGGCGGAUCCCAAUGUACUGUGCCUCAGCUCUUCGGGCUCCACAUCUCUCUGGUUCCCCCUGCUGCCGAUUGUCAUGCCGCAGGCUGCAGGUGGAUUUGCUGGCAGUGAACGCAAACAGAAGCCCAUUGAGGCAGAUAAAACAGCGACUGCGACGACAGCGACAGCGACAGCGACAACGACAACGACACCCACAAAGAAAUCGGGUGGCAGUGCCACACGCAAGGGCGAUAAUAGCAAAUCCAAAUCGGGCGCAGCUUCAUUCUUCGGCAUGUCCCAGGAGUGGUUUCGCUAGAGGAGUCAAAUCAAGUGGCCUGUGAAGUGCAUCCAAGUGGAAUACCCCCAAACCAGAAGUGGGAUGAGCAGCAGAACCUGCAACAGAGAUCGAGCGUUCGUUCGUUCAUUCCCUUGCCUAUCCGCUCGGAUGUCAACUGUUUCAUUGUUUAGAGAAGCGCAUUCUAAAUGUUUGACUUGUAUCCCAAAAACACAUUUGUAAAAUGAGCGUAAUGCAAUGCAGUUCCGCUAAUUGUAAGAGCGAUAUAUACAUACAUACAUUAUAGAUAUACAUAUAUA